Molecule: messenger RNA, 1884 nt
Organism: Lemur catta (Ring-tailed lemur)
Lineage: Eukaryota; Metazoa; Chordata; Mammalia; Primates; Lemuridae
Gene: NSDHL
Product: NAD(P) dependent steroid dehydrogenase-like
Exons: 8
Coding region: 142-1227 (361 amino acids)
Biological process (GO): steroid biosynthetic process
Molecular function (GO): 3-beta-hydroxy-Delta5-steroid dehydrogenase (NAD+) activity
Source: RefSeq, a predicted model, not a curated record
CUCAUGCGGGCGGGGAGAAAGGCGUGGAGGUCCGCAGCUGGAGGUGGGUGCAGGCUGUGUGCGAGCUGAGCCCGGCUAAGGGGGGAACCUACAGACGGAAAAGAAGACUUGAUUGCAAACGGAACUGCAUUCUGCCUCGAAAUGAAACAAGCAGUUGGUGAGCCAAUGAGAGGCCAGGACGCGCAGACACAUUUAACCGAGGACCUUCCCAAAGCUAAGAAGUGCACAGUGAUCGGAGGCUCUGGAUUCCUGGGGCAGCACAUGGUGGAGCAGUUGCUGGCAAGAGGCUAUGCUGUCAAUGUAUUCGAUAUCCGGCAAGGGUUUGAUAAUCCCCAGGUGCAGUUCUUUCUGGGUGACCUCUGCAGCCAACAGGACCUGUACCCAGCUCUGAAAGGCGUAAGCACAGUUUUCCACUGUGCAUCACCCCCACCAGCCAGUAACAACAAGGAACUCUUUUAUAGAGUGAAUUACAUUGGCACCAAGAAUGUCAUUGAAACUUGCAAAGAGGCUGGGGUUCAGAAACUCAUUUUAACCAGUAGUGCCAGUGUCGUCUUUGAGGGCGUCGACAUCAAGAAUGGAACUGAAGACCUCCCCUAUGCCGUGAAACCUAUUGACUACUACACAGAGACUAAGAUCUUACAGGAGAGAGUGGUGCUGGGUGCCAAUGACCCUGAGAAGAAUUUCUUCACCACGGCCAUCCGCCCUCAUGGCAUUUUUGGCCCAAGGGACACCCAGUUGGUCCCCAUCCUCAUUGAGGCAGCCAGGAACGGCAAGAUGAAGUUUAUGAUCGGAAAUGGGGAGAACUUGGUGGACUUCACCUUCGUGGAGAACGUGGUCCAUGGACAUAUCCUGGCUGCAGAGCACCUCUCCCGAGACACAGCCCUAGGUGGGAAGGCAUUUCACAUCACCAAUGAUGAACCCAUCCCUUUCUGGACGUUCCUGUCCCGCAUCCUGACAGGCCUCAACUACAAGGCCCCCAAGUACCACAUCCCCUACUGGCUGGCCUACUAUCUGGCCUUCCUGCUGUCCCUGCUGGUGGUGGUGCUCAGUCCGGUCAUCCGGAUCCAGCCCACCUUCACCCCGAUGCGGGUUGCGCUAGCUGGGACAUUCCACUACUACAGCUGCGAGAGAGCCAAAAAGGCCAUGGGCUACCGGCCCCUGGUCACCAUGGAUGACGCCAUGGAGAGGACAGUGCAGAGCUUUCACCACCUCCGGAAGGUCAAGUGAGGCACCUGGAGACUGGGCGCCCUCACCACGUUCCCCAGCCAAUAACUGUGCCCCUGUUGACCGAUGAACUAACAUCCUUCAAAUGCGUUUCUUCUGAGCUUAUGCUCAGAAAGCUCCUCCUACUUAGAUGGGAGCACACCCUGCCCCUGCCAUGGCAUUUCCCCCUUGACAGGAUUGCAUUGGGGUUUCUUAAAGCAGGCAGCUUCAUGUUUUUUUGACUUUUUGUUCUCUCCCCCAGUCCCCUCUUUUCUGUGUUCCUUAUCACAAAGACCACCUUUGCAGUCACCCAUUUCAUUCCAGUGGCCUUGAGGAAGUGGUAGGAAGAAACAAGCCAUUUGAUAACGGAGAUGAAGAACCAUCUCCAUGCAAACCAAUACUAGAGCGAAGCCACCGCACCUGUUCAAGCAACUACAUCUUAAAAAUACCCUAGAAGGAAGCAGACGUUGUAAACACGGGCGGGAUUUCAAAUGUACAUUUCAUAUCGACACUGAGUUUAGAGCAAAAACUUAAAGCUUCAAUGACUGUAAUCCCCCCAGUCCCUGGGAUUAAAAAAAGACUGCUGGUUUUUCAACUCCUUAGGCUUCCAAGUUCUCUUUCAGGAACUGUUGGUGCACCUGCCUGCACUGUGUUUUCAUAAAACAUUUCUCUUUAUCAACA